Messenger RNA from Prorocentrum cordatum, 441 nucleotides. The record is from the annotation of a GenBank genome assembly. NCBI's taxonomy places the organism in Eukaryota, Dinophyceae, Prorocentrales, Prorocentraceae.
GCGCUGGUGCUAGCGGCUCGAGACAAGGGCGACGUGACCGCGCGAGGUUCGACGGACAUCAGGGAUGUGGAUAUCCUUGGGGAAUCAGCGAUGGUGGCGAGUAUCUUCGAGAUCUUCAAGAUGAACAGCGUGGGCAGCCUACUUCGCGGCCGCGGACAGCGGCAACUCAAAGGUCUCGGCGAGGUUGCGCAUGGAGUGAUAGUGGCGUGGCGCGGUCGACCUCGAGGUAAUUACUAUAGCAGCGACAUCGAUCCGACUCUGCCGAUCAACGUGGCCAAAUUGGUGGGCGCAGACUUGGGUGAUCAAGAUUUCAUGCUGCUGGUAUUGGAGCGCGGGGGCUCGGUGGCCAGCCCGGGCACCUGCCUCCCGGCAGAUUUGAGCGACGCCCCGUUCAUUCAAGAUCAGUAUGACCUGCCCAGCGCGCAUUGCCUCUCGCGCCAG